ACACAGCGUCGCUCUUCUGCAAAUCUCUCUCUCUCUCUCUCUCUCUCUCCCCUACUCUCUAACCCGCGAAACCCUAACCCUAGCGUCUGGAAGCCUCUUCCAUGGCUUACCAGACCAGCGAUCGCGAAUCAGGAUCCGAUUCCAAUAACCAAACACGCCUCUACAACCCCUACAAGGAUCUUGAAGUUCCCAUACGAAACCUCUACCACCUCCCAACCUCCCCCGAGUUCCUCUUUGUCGAAGAAGCUCGCCGCAAGCGUCGUUCCUGGGGAGAGAACCUCACCUUCUACACUGGCUGCGGCUACCUCGCCGGAGCCGUUGGUGGUGCCGCCGUCGGCCUCGUCGACGGCGUCAAAUCCUUCGAGUCCGGCGACAGCGCCAAGCUUAGAGUCAACAGGGUUCUGAACUCGUCCGGUCACUCGGGUCGAGCGUGGGGUAACCGUCUCGGAGUCAUAGGGUUGCUUUACGCCGGCAUUGAGAGCGGGAUUGUGGCGGCGAGAGACACCGACGAUGUGUGGAACAGCGUUGCGGCAGGACUCGGCACCGGCGCGUUGUAUCGAGCAGCCAGAGGGGUGCGAUCGGCGGCGGUUGCGGGUGCAGUUGGCGGCGUGGUGGUUGGAGUUGCUGUUACGGCGAAGCAGGCAUUGAAACGUUACGUGCCUAUAUGAGAACGUCACUUUGUGGCUAGAACUCGUUGAAGGAUGGAUAGCCUCUGUUGUUAUUCGCUUCGGAUUUAUUCUGAACUUCAAUUUCAAUACGGAAGUUAUUUUUUUCAAGUAUUGUUUUAGCAGCUUCCUGUGUUUUUCGUUUCCCGGACUAUUUUUUUCCUGCAAUUGAUUUGUUCCUUAGCAACCUAAACGUUAUGUUGUUUGUCUCUAUUUUUGUGUUGGAUUUGUUAAGUGAUAUAUAAAUAAAUGUGAUUGAAC
Molecule: messenger RNA, 926 nt
Organism: Abrus precatorius (Indian licorice)
Lineage: Eukaryota; Viridiplantae; Streptophyta; Magnoliopsida; Fabales; Fabaceae
Product: mitochondrial import inner membrane translocase subunit TIM23-2-like
Exons: 2
Coding region: 102-668 (188 amino acids)
Biological process (GO): protein import into mitochondrial matrix
Cellular component (GO): TIM23 mitochondrial import inner membrane translocase complex; mitochondrial inner membrane
Molecular function (GO): transmembrane protein transporter activity
Source: RefSeq, a predicted model, not a curated record